This is a messenger RNA of Xenia sp. Carnegie-2017, 2097 nucleotides long. RefSeq names its product ubiquitin carboxyl-terminal hydrolase 35-like. The transcript has 6 exons. NCBI's taxonomy places the organism in Eukaryota, Metazoa, Cnidaria, Anthozoa, Malacalcyonacea, Xeniidae. Bases 194 to 1807 code for a protein of 537 amino acids. The record is from RefSeq and is a predicted model, not a curated record. Gene Ontology annotation, molecular function: cysteine-type endopeptidase activity; cysteine-type deubiquitinase activity. Gene Ontology annotation, biological process: protein deubiquitination. Gene Ontology annotation, cellular component: cytosol; nucleus.
GUGUUUACUUGCCUGUUAUUCGUGAGAACAAUUUCAUUGUGCUUGGAAACAUGCUUAUUAAUUGCUUGGAUUCUUCUGACGUAUUUCACUUGAUUGUUCCACACAUACCUAAUCUUGUUGAUCGCUUAGAAAGGAAAACAAUGAUAACUCUCAAUAUUAUAUAAAGGCUUUGGGUGAAUUGGUGUACACUCUGAUGUACAGAUUUCCAGAUGAAUUGGGUAUCACAUACAAGCCACUUUUGGCAGCUUUUGAGGAUAUUCCAAAGCCAACUGUACAAAUGAUGAAAAAAUGGAUUAAUUCAGUUGAUGGUGGUUGUACAAGUACACAACCUGUAAAACCUUUUGUUUUCACAAAGGAAAUGUUGCGUGCCUUAAUCAAACAGAAAACUGGUUUGCUGAACUUGGGGAACACCUGUUAUGUGAACAGUAUUUUACAAUGUUUCUUUAUGUUGGAGAUAUUUCGAAAUGCUGUCUUCUCAAAAUCAGUGUCCAUCUUAAGACAUCCUGUAAUGUACAGUUUACAAGAUGUUUUCACUUUUCUGCUUUUGUCAAAGCGUAACGCCAUUGCUCCAGAAAAUUUCUUACGGCAUUCGCGUCCACCAUGGUUUCCAUUGAGAACACAACAAGACUGUUGUGAAUUUGUUCAUUAUUUAAUGGAUAAACUGGAGGAAGAAGACCGAUGUUUGUUUCAAGAUGAUAGCGAAGCGAGUCAACCAAGUACAAACAUUGUGGAAGAAUAUUUCAAAGGCGUUCUUUCUGUUACAUAUAAAUGUUUGAAUUGUGGAAAUGAAUCGAUACAUAAGGAAGAUUUUACUGAUAUUUUACUGGCGUUUCCUGAAGUACAAGACCUUAAUUCUGGAGACAUAUCUACUGAUGAUGAAAAUAGUUUGAAGGGUGGUGAUAAGACUCCAAGCUUUCAUGAAGAAAGUCUGUGUAAUACUGAUAUAAAACAGACAUCCUAUCCAACCUCUGGUAUUCAAACAUCAACAAAGACAACAACAAUGAACGAGUUAAAGACUGGAAGAUAUGUUAUCGAAAAGCGAUCGGUAUUCACCAUUCAGGAAAUGUUGGAUUAUUUUACGAAACCAGAGAAAUUGAUAGGAAAUAAUCAAUAUUAUUGUGAUCUUUGUAACGCUAAUGUGAAUGGAGAACGUCAUGUGUCUAUCAACAAGUUGCCCUGUUUCCUCAUGUUUUCUUUAAAGCGCUUCAGCUUUGAUGUUGUAAGUCAAACCAAACCAAAACUUUUACACGUUGUAAACUAUCCUGAAGAGCUUUAUUUCCAUAGUUCUGAUUAUGGCAUGGACUUGUUGUCAGAGAUGGAUACAAGCAUAACUGAAGAUGUGAGCAUGAUAAAUGAUGAAAAGGAUGAUAUAGCACAACAAUAUAAACUGUGCUCUGUAGUUUUUCAUUCAGGUCAUACUUGUGAAGCAGGUCAUUAUUACAGUUAUGCUUUGGACAAAAUGAACAAACAGUGGUAUAGUUUUAAUGAUGAGUCUACAAACAAAUCGUCUUAUGAACAUUUCAUGGAAAAGGAAAAAAGUAGUUUGACAGAUACAACUUACAUUCUCAUUUACAUGAAGUAUGGCAAAGGUCAAUCUUCCAAUGCAAGCGACCCGCCAUCAGAUAUUGUUCAAAAAGUUGAACAAGAUAAUCAAAAAUUUUUCAAGGAAAUUUCUCAUCAAUCAUUUGAUCAGAUAUCAAUCAAAAGUGGUAAUAAUAAAGAUAAUGAUUCUCCUCCUCCACCCCCGGGGAGCUGCGGUUCAAAUGGCACAGAUUUUACAGUUUCCGGUAACAGGUUUAUUUUCUAGAAAUGUAAACAAUGAACAAGUUGUUGAAACUUAUUGACCACUAAAGUUUUAUUACAUUUAAAACUUACAACACCAAGACAUAAAGUUGACCAACUAAUGUCAUUGUGGGAUGAAAUCUUGUAGUGGAAGCAAACAAUUGUAAAACUAUGACAUAACAAUUUUUUUUACCAUGGUGUAAAGCAAAUUUAAUAUGGACAAAUUUUCCAUGUAAUAAUUUUGCAUGUUGGAUAAACAUUAAAUUAUCAUAUAAUAAAUUGAAAAAUAUAGUAAAAUUUGUUUCCUUUGUUAAA